Gongylonema pulchrum is the source of this 258-nucleotide messenger RNA. The record is from the annotation of a GenBank genome assembly. NCBI's taxonomy places the organism in Eukaryota, Metazoa, Nematoda, Chromadorea, Rhabditida, Gongylonematidae.
AUGGCUACACCGCCUAUUUUGAUAACUGUUCGGUCGCCAAAAGCUGCCGACGGAUUCCAUCACAGAAUACUAAACAGUGUCUCAGCAUUUCGUGUUGCUCACGAACCAGCGAAUGCUUCUUACGCUGGUGCUUCUAGUGAUCCAGAACAUAAUGAGCAACCGCCGUCAACAUCACCGAGCAGGACAUCCACCGAGGAUAAUGCUUCCGUUACUGGUUGGUAUUACUUCAGGAGGAGUUUUAAAAAGAAUAGCAUGUAG